CAACUACAAAUGGUGAUAGGGCAAAGCCAAGGGCGUGGCCGAGUCCAAGGUCGUGGUCAACUCCGAGGUCAAGGCCGAGGCCUGUGUCAUGUUGAGGAUCGUGAUAGGCCGACUCUCGUUGAUGUUGAUGAUGAUAUGGACAUGCCAUCACCGGUGACCCUCGAUUCGGCGGAGGGCCAUAGCCAUUCUUCCCAUGAGCGGUCUAAUGACAUACCCUCAUCGGGAGUUGCACCCACUGCAAGCUCUAGCACGUCUGUUAGACGGCCAAGGGGUCAGAACAAGAAUUCCAAGGUUAAUGAUAUGAUAGAUAAGGAUGGUCCGCUCAAUUUGGAAUUCAAGGAUGAGUAUGUCGUACCUGUGGGCGACAAUUCCGGGGCGUGGUCGAGGAUAAUUUCUAAGAUUGUCCUCGAUCAUUGCGACCUCCAUUAUCAGAGUUGGACCAUGGUCCCAGAUGAAAUGGUGAAAAGAUUGGAAGAACGAGUGAAGGGUAAGUUCGUUUUGGAUACGGAGCUACAGAAGCACAAGGAUGCCUUAAAGCAUCAACUAGGUAAGGCCUAUAAUAGGAAACGCUCCGCAUUGCACCUCAAGAACUACCAAAUUUAUUUCAAAAAUGUGGAUAGCGAUGAUUUAGUAGCAGUGGCCAAUGCUCAAGCCGAGGCGAGGGCCAAUGUUCCAACUGGUAUUUCUCCGGAACAAUGGCCUGCUAUAUGUGAUUCAUUCGAAGUUGAUAUAUGGAAGAAAAAAUCUGAGCGAAAUAAGAAAAACAGAGCAAAGAUGGAAACAAAUCAUACCGCUGGCAGCACGACGUUCGUCAAUAUCAUUCACAAGAAGGCAAAGAAAACUAAUGCCGCACCCAAUCCGAUAGAAAUAUACAAGGACACGCACACUAACAAGGAUGGGAUAUUUGUGAGUGAGUACGCUGAGAGUAAAUAUAAUGAAAUGGAAUCAAUAGCAGCAAACUCCGACAACACUAAUGCCAGCCAAGAAGACAUUUUCUUAAAGGUGCUAGGUGGACACCGCUCAGGACAUGUCAGAGGAAAAGGUUGUGGUGCCAAACCUACCAAGUCAAAUUCCUCAUGCAACCAACAAAACCAUGAUGAAUGCUUGGCUAAACAGCUAGAAACCGAAGAGAAACUAGCUGCUAUGGAGGCAUCAUUUCAGGCCGAAAUUAGGGAGUCAAAAGCAUCACAAAUUGCUAUGGAGGCAACAUUUCAGGCCGAAAUUAAGGAGUCAAAAGCAUCACAAGCUGCUAUGGAGGCAGCAUUUCAGGCCCAAAUUAAGGAGUCAAAAGCAUCUCAAGCUGCUAUGCAAGCACAAAUGGAAAUGCUGCUAAAACAUAUAGGAGGGAUUGGAGGGAGCUCUUAUGGAUCUCAAGCAAGCGGAAGCAACAUUUGAAAGAGUUUUUGUUGUAUUUAGUUUAAGACUUUGUUUUAAUAUUAUUAAGAUUUGUAUUAUAGGGUAAGAACUUUAAAUAGUUUGAAUGUUUAAGAACUUGGAGGGUGCUUUAGUUGUACUUUGUUGAAGAAGUUUUAAAAUUACAAAGAUUAUAACAAAUUUGGUUUGUGUUAGAA
Messenger RNA from Corylus avellana, 1571 nucleotides. NCBI's taxonomy places the organism in Eukaryota, Viridiplantae, Streptophyta, Magnoliopsida, Fagales, Betulaceae. The record is from RefSeq and is a predicted model, not a curated record.